This is a messenger RNA of Aspergillus affinis, 5826 nucleotides long. Its product is annotated as ABC drug exporter AbcA. Gene Ontology annotation, molecular function: heme binding; monooxygenase activity; ATP binding. Lineage: Eukaryota; Fungi; Ascomycota; Eurotiomycetes; Eurotiales; Aspergillaceae. The record is from RefSeq and is a predicted model, not a curated record. Bases 1 to 5826 code for a protein of 1941 amino acids. Gene Ontology annotation, cellular component: membrane. The transcript is spliced from 10 exons. Gene Ontology annotation, biological process: transmembrane transport.
AUGACAAAUUCAGUCGGUUUCCAGGCUGUCCAUACGCUCUUCUUCAAUUUCUAUAGCAUGUAUGGAAUAUACGGGAUCCUUCUCGCCGUGGUUGCUCUGUAUAGCGUGGCCCUUGUUAUCUAUCGCCUGUACCUGCACCCGUUAGCCCGAUUCCCCGGGCCCAAAAUUGCUGCUGCCACCGGGUGGUAUGAGUUCUACCACGAUGUCAUCAGAGGUGGAAUGUAUAUUCACGAGAUUCAGAAAAUGCACAGAGAAUAUGGCGCCAUGGGUAUGACUAUGGGACACGAAUUGCACCGUCGCCGCCGCAAGUACUUCGAUCCAUUCUUCUCGCGUCUUGGCGUCACGCAGAUUGAGGGGGUGAUAGUGGAUGAAAUCCAGUUACUCACAGAUCGACUCGAAGAAUACCGUAAAUCAGGCCAGACUAUCCAGAUGGAACAUGUUAUGGCUGCGUUCACUGGUGACAUUGUGACAAAGAUUUGCUCGGAGAAGUCCCCUGAAAUGAUCCGGCACCCGGAUUUCGGCAAGCAAUGGUAUGUCACGAUUCACACCUACCAACACCAGGUGCACCUUUUCAUGCAACUUCCUUAUUUGAUCUCCCUCACGCAGCUAAUCCCGCGAGGACUCGUGAUGCGCUUUUCUCCGGGAGCCGCGGCGUUCAAGAGCUUGCAUCAGUACGCGUUCGACCACAUCACUGGGGCGAAAAAGGACAUGGUUCGUGCCGAAAAGGUUCAACAAGAGGCCGGUCGAAGCUCCGUAUUCCGCCACGUGCUCUCCAGCGAUAUGCCCGAGUCGGAGCGCGAGACCGAACGGCUUGCCCGCGAGGCCUUGCAGCUGUUCGGCGCUGGCACAGCCACGUUAGUCCGCGCCUUCAGCAUGAUUUUCUAUCACGUCCUGUCCAACCCGCAGAUGCGAGAGCGGCUCCGAGAGGAGCUGAAGGAAAUCAUGGCGGAGUAUCCUGCGAAGAGACCCACUUGGCAGGAAUUGGAGCGGUUGCCGUACUUGCACGGGACCGUGAAAGAGGGCUUGAGACUGAGUUAUGGGGUCAUGCGUCAUCUCGCCCGCGUCUCGCCCGAUCAGGCGCUGCAGUAUAGGGAGUGGACGAUCCCCGCCGGCACCCCAGUGGGAAUGUCCUCGCAUAGUCUCCACUCCGACCCAGAGACAUUCCCUGAGCCGUCCAGGUUCCUCCCCGAGCGUUGGAUGAAGGACAAACAUCACCCCAACAUGAAUCGGAACUGGGUUCCCUUCGCUCGGGGUUCGAGGAUGUGUAUUGGCAUGAAUCUUGCCUUGGCUGAAAUGUACUGGGUGUUGGCUGUUUUGUUUCGCCCGGGGGCGCCGGAGCUGGAGCUUUUCGAAACUGUCGAGGCAGAUGUGGUUCCGGUGCGAGACUACGUGGGAGGGGUUCCGGAGUUCGGGACUAAGGGGGUGAGGGUUGGUGCCCUCAGCUCCGAACUCGCAGUCAUGACCGACGACUAUGAGGUCGAAAGUGACCUCGGUUGUAACGUGGAGAAAAGGGCAGAAGAGGUCCAUCAACUGGCCAGGCAGUUCACCGAGCAGAGUACUUUUUCUACUACCGGACAGAACCCCUUUGCUGCCGAGGCAGGAUCAGCCCUCGAUCCCAACGGUAAAAAUUUCAAUGCCUUAUCAUGGUGUAAGGCCAUGCUACGUGUUCACACCCAGGAUGAACAGGCACAUCCACUGCGAACUCUUGGAAUCGCCUUUAAAAAUCUCAAUGUGCACGGGUUUGGUUCCGACACAGAUUACCAGAAAAGCGUUGGCAAUGUCUGGUUAGAAGCGCUGGGUCUGGCAAAAAAAGCGCUCGGUACUCAGAGACAGCGCAGAAUACAGAUCUUACAGAGCCUGGAGGGCGCCGUGGAGGCUGGCGAGAUGCUGGUGGUUCUUGGUCCUCCUGGCUCGGGAUGCUCGACCUUCUUGAAGACCAUCGCUGGGGAGACGUAUGGAUUCCAUGUUGAUAAAGAAUCUAGUAUCAAUUAUCAAGGUGUGAGCGCAAAGCAGAUGGCCCACGAAUUCCGAGGGGAAGCCAUCUAUGCCGCCGAGGUCGAUAUCCACUUCCCGAAGCUCACCGUCGGAGAUACCCUUUAUUUUGCGGCGCGCGCCCGGGCACCACGGCACAUUCCUGGCGGGGUGGAUGUGGCCCAGUAUGCCAGCCACAAGCGAGACGUGAUAAUGGCCAUGCUUGGUAUUGGCCACACCAAGAACACGAUCGUCGGAAACGACUUCAUUCGUGGUGUAUCGGGUGGUGAGCGCAAGCGAGUCAGUAUUGCCGAAGCUUGCCUCAGCAGUGCUCCCCUGCAAUGUUGGGAUAACUCCACCCGUGGCCUUGACAGCGCAAAUGCCAUUGAGUUUUGCAAGGCGCUGCGUAUGCAGGCAGAUAUCAACGGCGCCACUGCCUGUGUCUCGCUAUAUCAAGCCCCUCAAGCUGCCUACAACUAUUUCGACAAGGUGCUGGUAUUAUACGAGGGUCGCCAGAUUUACUUCGGUCGGACAGACACCGCGAAGCAGUACUUUAUUGAUAUGGGCUUUACCUGCCCCGAGCGACAAACCGAUGCAGACUUCUUAACAUCUAUGACUAGUCACCUCGAACGUGUCGUGCAGCCAGGUUACGAAGGCCGCGUGCCUCGAACACCUGAUGAAUUCGCUGCACGAUGGCAGGCUUCACCACAGCGAGCACGGCUUCUGAAAGACAUCGAAAACUAUAAUACAAAGUUCAUGCUGAAUGGAGAGUUCCUGAGCAAAUUUAAACAUUCUCGCCGAGCUCAACAAGCCCGGGUCCAGCGCGUAUCCUCACCCUACACUCUAUCCUAUGCAGAACAGGUGAACCUGUGCCUAUGGCGCGGAUACCAACGCUUGAAAUCUGAUCCCAGUGUUACUAUAUCGUCGUUGAUUGGAAAUGUCAUUACCGCUCUUGUGAUUGCCAGUAUCUUCUACAACCUCAAGCCCAACACCAGCACCUUCUUUCAGCGCGGUGCCCUUCUAUUCUUUGCUUGUCUCAUCAAUGCCCUUGGUUGCGGCCUGGAAAUGCUGACUUUAUAUGCGCAACGAGGAAUCGUAGAGAAGCACUCGCGAUAUGCUCUCUACCACCCAUCUGCCGAAGCAAUUUCAUCAAUGAUUAUGGACUUGCCGUACAAAGUCCUCAACGCUAUCCUAUCGAAUACAGUUCUCUACUUCAUGACCAACUUGAGGCGAGAACCUGGGGCUUUCUUUUUCUUUAUCUUUACUUCGUUCAUCCUGACGCUGACGAUGUCGAUGUUUUUCCGGUCUAUGGCAUCGUUGACGAGAUCUCUUGUUCAAGCUUUGCCCUUUUGCGCGGUUGUUCUUCUCGGUCUCUACUCUUAUACUGGGUUUGCGAUCCCGACAGGGUAUAUGCUUGGGUGGGCGCGUUGGAUUGCCUAUCUCAAUCCUAUCAACUAUGGCUUUGAGUCCCUCCUGAUCAAUGAGUUCCACAACCGUGACUUUCAGUGCAUAGCAUAUGUCCCAUCGGGUCCUAGCUAUAUGGAUCUUCAAUCUAGGAACCAUGUGUGCUCUACCGUUGGAUCGAAACCCGGCCAAGCAUUUGUGAAUGGCGAUGCCUACAUCCAAUCAGCAUUCGACUACAACGUCUCGCACAAAUGGAGAAAUAUUGGGAUCAUAUUCGCCUUCAUGCUCGUUCUUGGGGCCAUCUAUCUGGUCGCCACUGACUUUAUCACUGAAAAGAAAUCCAAGGGCGAGAUACUAGUGUUUCCCCGCGGGCAUGUGGCACUCAAGAGCGGCAAGCCUGAUGAUUUUGAAGGGGGCAGUGACCGCAGUGCUUUUCAAGAGAAGUCUACGUCCGACCCUGAUGACCUUAUGAUGAUCGAACGCCAAACUGCAAUCUUCCAGUGGAAGGAUGUUUGUUUCGACAUCAAGAUUGGGAAGGAGAAUCGCAGGAUCCUUGACCACGUUGACGGAUGGGUCAAACCAGGAACCUUAACCGCUCUGAUGGGGGUCUCUGGUGCUGGAAAGACUACACUCCUGGAUGUUCUAGCUACACGUACCACUUUAGGCGUGAUCAGUGGUGAAAUGCUUGUCGAUGGUAAACCGCGGGAUGAAUCCUUCCAACGCAAGACCGGCUAUGCCCAGCAACAAGAUCUGCAUUUGAGCACUGCCACAGUGCGCGAGGCACUUGAGUUUUCAGCUCUUCUCCGUCAACCUGCUCAUGUUCCUAGCCGAGAAAAGAUCAAUUAUGUGACCGAUGUCAUCAAACUUCUUGAUAUGGCAGACUAUGCUGACGCUGUUAUCGGCGUCCCCGGAGAAGGCCUUAAUGUUGAACAACGGAAACGUCUCACAAUCGGGGUAGAGCUUGCGGCGAGACCGGCCCUGCUUCUUUUCUUGGAUGAGCCAACAUCGGGGCUCGACUCCCAGACAUCCUGGGCUAUCCUCGAUCUCCUCAAUAAACUGAGGAAGAACGGCCAAGCGAUUUUGUGUACCAUCCAUCAACCGUCUGCUAUGCUUUUCCAGCGUUUUGACCGUCUCCUCUUUCUUCAAGCCGGCGGCCAAACCGUAUACUUUGGAGACAUUGGCCAGAACUCGCAUAUUCUAAUUGAUUAUUUCGUGCGUAACGGUGGCCCUCCCUGUCCCCCAGCAGCGAAUCCUGCUGAAUGGAUGCUUGAUGUGAUCGGUGCCGCUCCUGGUUCUCACACGGACAUCGAUUGGUUCGAGACAUGGCGGAAUUCCCCAGAAUACGCACAAGUUCAAGCGCACCUCACCUCCCUCAAGCUCGAACGCUCCCAGCAAAGCCCACUAGCCCGCGUCAGCUCCGGCACAGAGCACGAGGACCGAGCCAGCUAUCGCGAAUUUGCUGCUCCUUUCUGUGCCCAGCUCCGCGAAGUGCAAACCCGAGUCUUCCAGCAAUUCUGGCGCUCCCCCAUCUACAUCUACUCCAAGGCGAUUCUCUGUGUCUUGCCUGCUCUAUUCGUUGGCUUCUCUCUCUUCAAUACCCCCAACACAAUACAGGGCCUGCAGAACCAAAUGUUCAGUAUCUUCCUGUUACUCAUCCAGUUUGGGCAACUCAUCCAACAGAUCAUGCCGCAUUUCGUCACCCAGCGGGCAUUAUACGAAGUCCGCGAGCGGCCGUCGAAGACCUACUCCUGGAAAGUUUUCAUGCUCAGCAACAUCGGCGUCGAACUUUUCUGGAACUCAGUCAUGUCCAUCCUCAUGUUUCUGUGUUGGUACUACCCCAUCGGGAUGUAUCGCAACGCCGAACCCAACACAGUACACCUGCGAGGCGCACAGAUGUGGCUGCUGAUCUGGACUUUCCUGCUUUUCUCGUCUACCUUUGCGCAUUUCAUGAUCGCCGCGCUCGACGCCGCGGAAAACGCCGGCAACCUGGGUAGUUUUCUGCUGUUGCUCUGCCUGCUCUUCUGCGGGGUGCUCGCGACCCCAGCCCAGCUGCCCGGGUUUUGGAUCUUCAUGUACCGCGUCUCCCCAUUCACGUAUCUGGUUAGCGGGAUGCUGUCGGUGGGGAUCGCGGACACGACCGUCACCUGCGCCGACAACGAGUAUCUGAGUUUCGACCCAGUCAAUACGACCUGCGGCCAGUACAUGGCGCCGUACAUCGCUCAGGUGGGCGGAUAUUUGCAAGAAGAGACCGCAACGGCGGACUGCCGCUUUUGCCCGGUCGCGGACACGAAUACUUAUCUGCGCGCGAUGGGGGCGAGCUAUGCGGAUGUCUGGAGGAACUUCGCGCUCAUGUGGGUAUUCAUCUUGACGAAUAUUUUCGCCGCGUGUCUCUUGUACUGGUGGGCGAGGGUGCCGAGAGUUAAGAAGCCGGUUAUGGCUCCUCAGGCCUAG